GUAUCAAAUAUGUUUAAUGUUGCAGAGAGCAAUGGAAUUAAAUCCAAAAGAACCAACACUUAUGUACAUGCUUGGUACUUGGUGCUAUCAAGUUGCUGAUUUAACAUGGUAUCAAAGAAAAAUUGCAUCUGUAAUAUUUGGAGAACCGCCAUCUUCAUCAUUCGAGGAAGCUCUAAAAUAUUUUGAAACUGCAGAGGAAAUUGAUCCCAAUUUCUAUAGUCAAAAUUUAUUAAUGUUGGGAAAAACCUACUUAAAAUUGAAUCAAAAAGAGCUAGCUACGAAAUAUUUAAAAAUGGCCCUUGAAUAUCCUGCAAAGAACGAAGAUGAUCGAGAUGCUAAACAGGAAGCACAUAAGUUGUUAAAGAAAUUUUAACAAACUUGACAGAAGUUAUAAUCUAUUAUAUGAUAAAUUGGAA
This is a messenger RNA of Bombus impatiens (common eastern bumble bee), 416 nucleotides long. Its product is annotated as regulator of microtubule dynamics protein 1. The transcript has a single exon. Gene Ontology annotation, cellular component: cytoplasm; spindle microtubule; mitotic spindle pole. The record is from RefSeq and is a predicted model, not a curated record. Lineage: Eukaryota; Metazoa; Arthropoda; Insecta; Hymenoptera; Apidae. Bases 17 to 373 code for a protein of 118 amino acids. Gene Ontology annotation, molecular function: microtubule binding.